AUGUGCGACGAAAUCAGAGCAGAACAAUUCAAAGAGGAGGGCAACAAUUUCUUCAAAGAUGGCAAGUGGGCUGAAGCUAUCCGACUUUAUACAGACGCUAUCAAAUUUGCUGAGACAGAUUCACGAAACCUAUCGAUAUACUACAAAAACCGAGCAGCAGCAUACCUGAAACAAGAAAACUACGAUGCUGCUCUGGAGGAUUGCGAUAAGAGUCUCCAAAUUGCUCCGAUGGACCCUAAAGCCCUAUUCAGAAGAUGCCAAGCCCUGGAAGCUUUGAAACGGUAUGAAGAAGCUUACAGGGAUGCAACCCAAAUAUUCAAAGACGAUCCUACCAAUAAACCUAUACAACCUGUACUCGCCAGGUUAUACAAUAUAGUACAAGAAAGGGCAAGGCAAAAUGCACAGACCAGCAACAAGUUGGAAAGUAUGAUAAAAAUUGCUUUUGAUUUGGCAGAGUCCACAGAAAAACGUGAGACUGCCAUGAAAAACUUGCUGGUAUUAGCGAGAGAUAAUUCUGGGGCGCAAUUGAUGGUGAAAUCGACACUUGUUCAGCAAAUCAAGAAACUGAUGAAAGUAGAAAAAAAUCAAGAUAUUUUUCUUUCUGGUAUUCGAGUGAUUGGGGAACUCUGUAAACACAAUGAGGAAAGAACUAAGAUAGUCUUGAAAGAAGUUGGUGUGCCCUGGUUUCUAGAAAUAAUCGAUUCCGUAGAUGCAAAACGAGUAAACGCUGGUGAACAUUGCAUGCAAAGCAUCCUAAAUGCACUUUCCGGAAUGGAAAACAAACCAGACACCAAACCAAAUCAGGAGUUGAUUGACAAGAACAAAAAACUCAUAGACACCCUCCUCACUUGCCUGGUCUGCUCCAUCAACAACAGAUUGAUAUCAGGUCUUGCCAGGGACGCCAUAAUAGGACUUUUGAUAAGAAACAUACACUACAAUCAACUCAACUGGUCAGAGCAACUCCUAGAGAAAGGCGGAGUCGAGAAACUCAUGGAAUGUGCCAGUGAGCUGGAAGAAUAUAAGUAUGAGAGUGCUAUGAAUAUUACUCCUAGUACCAGAACCAUAGCAGCAGUAUGUUUGGCGAGAGUAUAUGAUAAUAUGUACCAUGAUGCCUUGAAAGAGACAUUCAUGGACCGCAUCAACAAUUUUAUGAAAGACAAGCUACUAACACCUGAUAUCGAAUCCAAAGUGCGCAUAACAGUGGCUCUGACAGCUCUACUUCGUGGCCCGUUUGAUGUGGGCAACUCCAUACUAGGGAGAGAAGGCAUCAUGGAAAUGAUACUGGUAAUGGCAAACACGGAAGAUGAGCUACAGCAAAAAGUCGCUUGCGAGUGCAUAAUAGCAGCCGCCAGCAAAGCUGACAAAGCAAAAGCCAUCAUCAGCCAAGGAGUCAACGUUUUGAAGCAACUUUACAAAUCAAAGAACGACCACAUCCGCAUCAGAGCCCUGGUGGGGCUCUGCAAAUUGGGCAGCUCGGGAGGCAGCGAUUCUGCUUCGCGACCCUUUGCAGAAGGCUCCACCCUCAAGCUGGCUGAAGCUUGCAGACGAUUCUUGCUGCAACCCGGCAAGGAUACAGACCUGCGCAAAUGGGCUGCCGAAGGCUUAUCCUACUUGACCUUGGACGCAGAAGUCAAGGAGAAAAUGAUCGAGGACAAGGCUGCCCUGCAAGCUUUGAUAGAACUAGCGAAAAGCGGAGACCAAUCAGCGCUUUUCGGCGUAGCCACAACUCUUGUCAACUUGUGCAACGCAUACGAGAAGCAAGAAGUCAUACCGGAGAUGAUCGAGCUAGCCAAGUUCGCUAAGCAACACAUACCGGAAGAACACGAGCUGGAUGAUCCGGACUUUGUUACCAAACGCGUACUAGCCCUAGGUAACGCCAACGUGACCACAGCCCUGGUAGCUCUAGCUAAAUCGGAAAGCAAUCACUCCAGAGAACUCAUUUCCAGAGUUUUCAACGCUUUAUGUAGCGAGCCAGAGCUCAGAGGCAUAGUGGUGGCUCAGGGAGGCGUUAAAGCCCUUACUGCAAUGGCCUUGAACGGCACCGACAAAGGCAAAAGACAAGCCGCUCAAGCCCUAUCCAGGAUAGGCAUCACCAUCAAUCCUGAGGUGGCUUUUCCUGGACAGCGGGCGCUGGAGAUCAUCAGACCUCUUGUAGCUAAUUUGCAUCCAGAGUGUUCAGCUUUGGAGAACUUCGAGGCCUUGAUGGCCUUGUGCAACAUUGCGCAGAUGAACGAGACCGCCAGACAGCGCAUACUCAAAGAGGGCGGCUUCUCCAAGAUAGAACACUACAUGUUCGAGAACCAUGAGUAUCUCUGUAGGGCUGCUACGCAGUGCAUGUGCAACAUGACGCAAUCCGAGGAUGUCAUUAGGUUGUUUGAAGGAGAGAAUGAUAGGGUGAAGCUAGCAGUUUCGCUGUGUCUGGACGAGGACAAAGACACUGCCAUGGCUGCAGCUGGAAUGCUGGCUAUCCUAACUGGGGCUAGUAAAAAUUGUUGUGAGAAGGUUUUCGGGUCUAAAAAUUGGCUGGAAGCAAUGCAUUAUUUGCUGGCGAACCCGGUUGUUAGCAUGCAGUUUCGGGGGGUUUGUGUGGUCAGCAAUAUUGUGGGUGCUUCCAAGGAGCUCACUGAGAAGCUCAUGGAGACUGACGUCAUGGAGAUUUUGAUGGCCUUGUCGAAAUUUUCUGGUGAUGAGGAGAAGAAACAGAUUGUGGAGGUGGCUAACAAUGCCUUGCUGGAGGCUGAGAAGUGGGGAGUCAUUAAGAAGCCUGAUGAGGAUGAUGACUGA
Phaedon cochleariae (mustard beetle) is the source of this 2784-nucleotide messenger RNA. NCBI's taxonomy places the organism in Eukaryota, Metazoa, Arthropoda, Insecta, Coleoptera, Chrysomelidae. The record is from the annotation of a GenBank genome assembly.